This is a messenger RNA of Acipenser ruthenus (sterlet), 6232 nucleotides long. It is a transcript of the gene inpp4aa, whose product is annotated as inositol polyphosphate-4-phosphatase type I Aa. The coding region runs from base 221 to 3163 and encodes 980 amino acids. The transcript has 25 exons. Gene Ontology annotation, molecular function: phosphatidylinositol-3,4-bisphosphate 4-phosphatase activity. Gene Ontology annotation, cellular component: cytoplasm. NCBI's taxonomy places the organism in Eukaryota, Metazoa, Chordata, Actinopteri, Acipenseriformes, Acipenseridae. The record is from RefSeq and is a predicted model, not a curated record.
CAGAGAAAGGCGGGACAAGCUGAGGUUGCUGCAGACAAGGAAUCGGAAAAAGAAAGAAUGACGUUUAAUUAAAUAAACGCACUGAACAUCAUCACCCAGGAAGGACCAUUCCAUGCAUCUUAAUAUAGACUGCAUAAGAUUGAAUUGAUUUAGUUGACAAAACUCCCUAGAAAUUGACUGAAGGACUGGCAACCAGGCUGCAGGCCCCACUCAUGACAAGAUGUCUGCCAGGGAGCGGAGUCCUCGCCACAGGCCGUGGUCUGUGUAUCGGGCCAACACCUUCGACCUCUCCUCUGAGAUGAUGGGAUUAACUCUAGCAGGCAAUAGCCAAGAUCCAGAUGAACCUGUAUUAGAAUUUAGUCUAGCUUGCAGCGAACUAAUAACACCAUCACUGGAUCGUAAACCAAAUAGUUUUGUAGCAGUAAGUGUAACCACACCCCCUCAAGCUUUCUGGACAAAGCAUGCCCAAACAGAGAUCAUAGAGGGCACAAGCAACCCUAUAUUCCUAAGCAGCAUUGCGUUUUUCCAGGACUCUCUAAUCAAUCAGCAGACACAGGUGAAGCUUUCAGUGUACGACGUGAAGGAUCGAUCUCAGGGAACAAUGUAUUUACUGGGCUCUUCAUUGUUCACUGUGAAAGAACUGCUACUGGAGAAACAACACAGGUUACAUCUGAUGCUAAGGUCUGCUGAAAAUGAGAGAGUGGGUAAUAUCACAAUUAUAGCAUGGCAGAUGGAAGAGAAAAGAGACCAAAGGGCUCCAGUGACACGGUUGCCUGACACUAUAAACGGAAGGAUGGUCCUGCCAGUUGAUGAAAGCUUAACAGAGUCUUUAGGAAUUAGAGCAAAAUAUGCAUCGUUAUGCAAAGACGCUUUAUUAAAAUCAGUGUUUGGUGGUGCAAUGAGUCGGAUGUACCGUCUCCCUACCACAGAUGGGAACCACCUGCGAAUACUUGAGCAGAUGGCAGAAAGUGUGCUUUCUCUCAAUAUCCCUCGACAGUUUGUAAAACUGCUCCUUGAAGAAGACGCUGCCAGAGUUUGUGAGCUGGAAGAGUUGGGGGAGCUGUCACCCUGUUGGGAGGGUCUUCGGCGGCAGAUUGUCACCCAGUAUCAAACCAUCAUACUGAACUACCAGGAAACACUGACCGACCUGCAUCAGUAUAAAGGGCCAUCUUUCAAAGCUAGCAAUUUAAAAGCUGAAAAGAAAUUGGAGUUUAUUCCAACCAACCUCCACAUCCAGAGAAUGAGAGUGCAAGAUGACUCAGGAUCAGAUCUGACGUAUGACAUAGUUACUAUCGGAGCACCAGCAGCACAUUGUCAGGGCUUUAAAAAUGGAGGCCUUAGGAAGCUCAUUCACAAGUUUGAAGAAGCCAAAAAGCACAUUUAUGAGGAGGGUUGCAGUUCCAUGUCCAGCUCGCAGUCCAUAGUUUACAUACCGCAGGACAUUAUGAAAGCGAAGGAGAUCAUAGCACACAUCAAUACUCUGAAGACCCAGGUCAGUUACUAUGCUGAGAGACUCUCAAGGGCAGCCAAGGACCGCUCCUCAAACGGCCUGGAAAGAACACUUGCCAUCUUAGCAGAUAAGACUAGACAGCUGGUGACUGUGUGUGACUGUAAAUUACUGGCAAACGCAAUCCAGGCGCUGAAUGCUGCUCGACCCGAGUACAUUGCCUCUAAAACCUCCCCCACAGCUGGGGAUGCAGACCAAGUGAUGCUCAGGAACGAUCAGGACACCCUGGUGGCGAGGUGGACUGGCAGAAACAGCCGGUCAUCACUGCACAUCAGUUGGCACGAAGAGGAGUGGGAAAAAGUUUGGCUGAAUGUCGACAAAAGCCUGGAAUGCAUUAUCCAGCGUGUCGACAAACUGCUUCAGAAGGAACGUCUACAAAGUGACAGCUGUGAGGACGUGUUCCAGUGCGAUCAAACCUGCACCAGCAAGAAAGGUAACCUGGAGAGGCGCGCGUACUGGAUCAAUCCAGACUGCAGAGGUGACACUAGCUCAUCAUCAACAUCACCACCAUCCUCAUCAUCCCCAGUGUCAUCUAUGUGCCAUUUUCACACACACAGAAAUUGCAACACCCCUGCUGAGGAGGCUGCUCCAGGAGAAUGGAGCGAGGCCCUUUAUCCGUUGCUAACGACUCUCACAGACUGUGUAGCUAUGAUGAGUGAUAAAGCUAAAAAAGCUAUGGUAUUCCUGCUAAUGCAAGACACUGCCCCAACAAUAGCUAUGGACCUGAGUCUUCAGUACCGGAGGGAUGUUGUCUUUUGUCAGACACUGACAGCCCUGAUUUGUGGAUUUAUAAUCAAGUUGAGGAACUGCCUUCACGAUGAUGGAUUCCUACGUCAACUCUAUACCAUUGGCCUGUUGGCACAGUUUGAAAGUCUUCUUAGUACAUAUGGAGAAGAGCUGUCAAUGCUAGAAGACAUGAGCAUAGGAAUUCUGGAUUUAAGAAACGUGACCUUCAAGGUUACACAGGCAACUUCAGCGUCAUCUCCGGAUAUGUUGCCAGUUAUCACAGGAAAUCGUGAUGGAUUUAAUGUGAGGAUCCCUCUGCCUGGCUCAAUGUUUGAUGCACUGCCCAGAGAGAUCCAGAAUGGAAUGCUGCUACGAGUACAGCCUGUUCUCUUCAGUGUGGGAAUCAAUGAGCAGCAAACACUUGCAGAAAAGUUUGGAGACACAUCAUUACAAGAACUCAUUAACAUGGAAAGUUUAGCUCGCUUGAAUUCCUAUUAUGAGCAGUUUAAAGAAGUUUUGCCUGAAGAUUGUCUACCUCGAUCGCGCAGCCAGACUUGCUUGCCAGAACUAUUAAGAUUUCUGGGCCAGAAUGUGCAUGCAAGGAAAAACAAGAAUGUGGAUAUCCUUUGGCAAGCAGCUGAGAUUUGUCGUCGCCUGAACGGAGUUCGCUUCACCAGCUGUAAAAGUGCCAAGGAUAGGACAGCCAUGUCGGUGACGCUGGAACAGUGUCUGAUCCUGCAACAUGAGCAUGGGAUGGCCCCCCAGGUCUUUACACAGGCCUUGGAUUGUAUGAGGAGUGAGGGUUGUCGCCGAGAAAACACCAUGAAGAAUGUUGGAUGUCGCAAGUAUGCCUUUAAUACUCUGCAGUUGAAGGCUUUUCCAAAACAUUACAGGCCUCCAGAAGGAACCUAUGGGAAAGUUGAAACUUGAUAGGACAUAAAAAAAAAAAAAUUAAAAAAUAAAAACUUUUAAACUUAAGAUAAAAACAGAACAUUGUGGAUUGCGUAAUGCACUGUUAAAUAUUAUAGUUAGUGAUAUGAAAACAAACAAAACAAAAACACAACAGGUAGAACCAACAAAGCUUACCAACAAAACUGUUUUGUAGAGAUUUCACUGAGUUACGCCACUCCAUUGUUUACACAAGAAUAUACAUUAGACAAAGCAUGCUUCUUCAACAUACUCUGUUAAAUAGGACAAGAAAUAAACCUCUAAUUAAUAGUAGUGUACUGUACAAUAAACUAUAAAUGCAACUCGAUUUCCUUCAUUCCUCGCACAUGAAAGCACUUCUCACACAGUGCAUCAAGUAUACAUGUUGUUGAGUGUAAACUUCCAUGGUAAGGGAACUGUGAUUAAAACACUGCUUUAAACUGAACCACGUUUGUGAAAAACUGGUAUAAAUUUAGGGUGAAUUAAAACUUGUUAACAAACUGGUGUUUAGGUUUGAAAAUAAAUGAAUGUAAAAAUAGUGCAGUGGUAGAAAAUCCCAGGAAGGUCACUGGAGGUUUUAAAAUAUACAUUUCAGUCUAAAAGAUUUGGUGGGUUUGUGACAAGUUGUUAAAUAUUGUGAUAAAGACCUAAAUUAGUAAAACAAAAUAUAUAAUAACAUUCCCGUUAACAUCACUUAUGUAGCCAAAAUGUCAGUUUUCUUUAUUUCCCAGUGAAAAUAUUUCAAUUUAUUAACCUCAAUGUGUACUGUAAGCUUGCUUCACAUUUACUGUAAAGUGAUUCCACAGAAUGCAAUUUUCCCUGGGAUUGCUUUGCUGCACAACUACUGUGAGUGUCUUAAGAAAUGAACAAUGAGGCAAAAGUUCCAUACACUUUAUCUCAUUGGGUUUUUCAAAAUGUAAUUACAAAAUAUAUAUCAGCAAAGUCAUUCUUUAAUUUGACAUUUUUAAACAUUGUUUUCUUUUUUUUUUAAUUAAAAAGAAAAAAAGACCUAGACUUACGCAAUUGCUUGAAUUAAAUUUCCUGCCAUGCUCACAGAGCUUUACUGCAUACGUUAUGUUUGCUGUAUUGCCUGCAUCAUUGAGCAUACAGUUUUGAGAAUACAGUACAUACCACCAUUUGAAUUCAGUUAAUUUCCAUCACUUCACAGCAGCUUCUUGUGGCUGAAAAUAUGCAGUACAUGAACAAUAUAAUGGUAAAUAAAGCUGCUUUAGCAUGUUUAAUAUAGUAAGGCACAAAUGACCUUGUUAUACAUUAAAAUUGUUGCCUGUGUAAAAUCUUUACUUAGUUUGCAUAACUGAUUGGAUCUUAUUGAUCAGAAAAUCUAUUGACAAUGCAAAUCACAAUUGACUGAGACUAAUAUUCACAUUAAAGUUAAGAUCACACUGAGAGCAGUUUAAGCAACAAAGUGCUUUAUUUCACAUGAAACACACAUGUGAUUUUAAAUAUGUUACAUUGCUAAGGUUGCUGUUCUUUAAAGCCCCUUGUAAUGUAUGUGUUCUAGUUUAAUCAUUACUGUGAAAUAUGUAGCAUUAUUUCAACUGGGAAUGUUCUGUGAUUGUUACAUCAGUGGCAGAGAUCUGAUCUAGCCCUUACUGUUGUUGAUUCCCUAGUCCAUUGAAAAAGUAAAUUAACCAUUAGUCUGUUGAAGUGAACUGCAAAUAUUCAGCUUACAUUACUGUGACAUAAUUUUCAUGUUGCUUCAAAACUCAAUAAAUUAAAGAUGCUGAACAAUGAUCGGGGGAAAAAAAUACAAACGAAAAAAAAAAAAGUAAGGAGCUUGCAUGUUAACUUUGUGAUUAACUGAGCACCCAAGUACAAAAAUGCAUACUAAAGGCAUACUAUUCGGGUGUAUUGUCAUGCUGACUACAGUAGGGGCUCAGUUGAAAAUGUUUUUGUAAAACAGUGAUAAAUUUGUGUAGGUCACUUUGGUACUUAAUGAACUGAAAAUAUGAAAAGUUGAUUAAACACAUUAUAUUGGGAAGCAAGAGACAAAAUAGCAACCCAUAACUGUUGCAUGCAGGUGGACACAGCUGCUGAAUUUCAAAAGUACAAUCAAUAGAUUUCACUGCUGUUUACAUGCCAAUUAGACAAUCGCCCCUCAAACUGUUAUUGCUGUGCUCACAAAAGCAAAUUCUUCAAACAAAGCUCACAGUUCUGUGCGGAAUCUAUUGACUUACAUUGUGUGAUUGACUGACUGUAAAAGUAAAAUCUUGUAAAUUACAAUAAAAUGCAAACUAGUGUAGCAGCACAGUUCAAGAUUUGAAAGACUGCACUUACAGGUUAACAGCACAGCUGAAGUUAAAUACCAGGUUGUGCAUUGCCACCUUCAGAGGCAUGUCAAAUACAUUGCAUAGGUAACACCAUGUUAGUAGCACUUUGUAUUUAUCAAGAAUGGGGAAAGAAAAGUGUCUUACUUUUGAUGCAUGUAGCAAAGCUAACAUAGUUGUACUUUAAGGUACUAAUUUACUGCAUAAUAGUGACAAAUUGAUAAGAACAACUGUGCAACUUGUAUUGUCUAAUUGUACUGUGUGCACUUUACAGUCAUUUUUAUUUUGAAGGAUAAAUAUAUUGUAAAUUUUUUAGGCUGAGCACCUAGAGUUGCAUUUUAUUUUAGUUUUGUGUUCUUUAUAUAUAUUGUAACAUUGUAUAAUUCAAGACAAAUGCUCAGUCACAAUGCCAGUUGCCAAGUUGAAGCAUUCGGUUUUCUUUAUUUAUUUGUUUUUUUUAUUUAACGUUUUAUGUUUUUGGUAUACUCACAGCCAAUCUUUUUAGAUUUAGCUAUGCUGUAUAUGUGCUUUUCCCAGUGCUCUCCUAUACAACUAAAGCAAUUAAAAGAACCGACAGUAAAAAAAUUAAUUAAAAAAAAACAUUCUGUUGGUGUAUUUUUUUCUUUUGAGACUGUUCCAAUUUCAGCAAAAGUAUGUGCUGUAUAUUUCAGGUGUUACCAUUUGUUACUGUCCAACUGAUGUAUGUCAUACACUGUAAACUGUUUGCAUUGAAUUUAGGAUUUGGAAUAUGUCCUCAUUGCAUAAUAAAGGAGUUGUAUGCAAA